This is a messenger RNA of Coccomyxa subellipsoidea C-169, 426 nucleotides long. RefSeq lists its product as hypothetical. NCBI's taxonomy places the organism in Eukaryota, Viridiplantae, Chlorophyta, Trebouxiophyceae, Coccomyxaceae. The transcript is spliced from 2 exons. The record is from RefSeq and is a predicted model, not a curated record. Bases 1 to 426 code for a protein of 141 amino acids.
AUGCCGACUGCCCAUGCCUUCCUGCUCGCCUUCUGCAUCGGCAUCAUUACCUUCAGCUAUGCUGCUGGGGAUACUGAUCCAUGUUCGAAAGGCAACUGGAGCGACUGGUACGGAAACAAACAGGAUUGUUCCAACAAAGGGUUGCUGGAUCAGGCAUACGCGUGCCCCGGCCUGGAAUUCAUAACCGACAUGCAGAUCAAGCUCAACAGUGACCGAACGGUGUUAGUCGCUUCUGCAAUCUUUGCAGUGUCUGCGAUCUUCAUCAAGUACCAUUUGGACAAGCGCUUUGAGCGCUUCAGGGGCCAGUUGCAGGGUGCCGGCAGAAUGAAGGAUUCCUCAGCUGCCAGUGCUGAUGUCGAGCGCGGUGAAGCUGCAGGAUGUAGCAGUGCCGAUGCAGAUCAGGGCGUUGUGCAGGAUGCCAAGUGA